Messenger RNA from Durusdinium trenchii, 3798 nucleotides. The record is from the annotation of a GenBank genome assembly. NCBI's taxonomy places the organism in Eukaryota, Dinophyceae, Suessiales, Symbiodiniaceae.
CAGGAAGAGAUUGCAGUGAAUCCCCGAUCGACCUCCUUCUACAAAGCGAUGACACUGUCACUCGGUGCCGUGCUGAUCUUGGACAAAGAUGCGACGCCCUUCACCAGGAUUUGGUGCUGCUUCGAAGAAAGCAUAGCAGUCGAAGAGAGAAAGACAGGAACGCCUCUACUGCUCGAUGUGGCUGCGACUGACUCCUCUAAUCAGGCGUAUGUGAUCACUGAUGGCCUGGCAGCCGCAGAGGCACGUCAGAUGCCCCUGCUGGGUUUUUUGGCGAAAUCCUUGCGAGAAGCCAACUUUCCCACUUUGCUCGCACAGAAGGGGCUUGGCAUUGACAUUUCGAAGGCCAAAGCCAGCCAAGCAGAAGACAAGACCCGCAUCCUCAAUUGCAUCAGAAUGCCACAUGCAAGGACAAAGGAGCUAACCGAAGUGGCGCCACUUCAAGAUCGAAAUUAUUUCGCUGUGAACCAGGCGCUUGCAGCACAUUUUGCCUUGGCUUUGUGGUUUGGCUUCGUUGCGCAGGGCCAUGACACCAAUGACCUUCUAAGAGCCCUGGCGGCUGACAGCUCAAGACACGUGGUCGAACUGAGUUUCACGGGCUGCCGUGGCUUCACGAACGACUCGCUGCGGCAGCUGCUGCGUCACUUGCCGAGGCAGUUGCGUACGCUUCGCUUGGAUUUGGGCUUCAGCGGGAUCGAAUCAUGGGACUUCGAGGAGAUGCCUCCGCUAGAGCAGCUCACCCUGCGGUUCACAGGCUCCAGGUUGGCAGAUGUGUCAGGCUUGCCGCGGAUGCUUGACACAGAGCACCGCUUGGCGCAGUCUCUGCGAUCUUUGCAUCUAUGGUUCUCCAACCUGCCGUCCUUGGUGGAGCUGGGCUCAUGGGAGCCGCUUGCAAAGCUGCAACUGGAAGAAUUGGUUUUACAACUCGACCACUGUGGCCAAGUUCUUCCUGAAGCAAAACAGUCGUUGUAUGACUGUGUCAAACGACUGAAGAGUUCUCAGAGAGGAUUGGACCUUCGAUUGAUGAUUGAGGGAGUCACUGAACUGUCCUGGCAUUCCUGGUGGCGGCCUGGAUGUCAGCAAGCUAUCCAGGAGGUGGAGCUGGCUGAUAGCAAGGCAGUGGACCACGUGGAUAUUGACGACAGCUCUGAAUCUGGGUCCGCUACAUGCGCUCCUUUUCCUUGCAGCCACAGCAGCUGCAAUGAAUUCCAUGAAAACAUGCAUGGCUUUUGCAAUAAGCAUCGGCUACGGCGGCACUCUUGGAAACUGGCAUCUUGUUGCCAGACAGCUUGGCAUUGGACCGAGCUCAUCUUACUCUUUGCAAUGCAGGCCGCCUCAGAGAUUGAGCGCCCGAUAGCCCUUGCUGCCAUCCUCCUCUCACUGUACCCUGUGGCGUGCUUGUCAAUGGAGGAGUCUGUGGGAGUUCCAUGGGCGGUGACGUGCACUUCGUUGGGGGCUACAGUGCUUUGCAGCCUGGUGACCACCAGCCUUCGCCUAGACCGAAUGAGAGUCCAGGCGUUGAAUUUGUGCUUGGCGACUGAAACAAGUUAUUCGCAGGUGCUGCAGCUGCCCGACAGUCCUUCCAUGGCCAUGGGCAGUUCGUUUCCCGCGCAGAAACUCCACAGUCUUCAAGUUCCUACGGUUCCUACCAUGGGCUGUGGCUUUGCAGAUCCACGAGACCUCCGUCAACAAAGCAGUGAUUUGAGUGAGAUAUUCCUUGGUGCUCAACGACACCUCCAUUUGCUUCGGAAAGCAAUGAAUUUGGCACUGCCCGAUGCUACAGUGAAGAUGAAGCUGCUGACAUCUUUGAGCGACGAAGAGCAGCAAAGCCCUCAAAAAGUGGUGGAUGCGCUCCAAUGCAAAUUGAUCUGCAAAAACAUGCUGGAUGUGCAGCAGUCCUUCAAUGGCCUCAAGGACAGAAUCAACAGCGAAGAAGUUUCGUCUUUGCGGAUUGCAGCUGUCCGGGACACUUUUGCAGAGAUGAAUGAAUCUUCCUGCCACAAGUGCUGCCAGGUCGUCCUGGAGGUGGACAAUUACUACGCUUCCGUUUUUCUGAUGGAUUUCAAUCUCACCAGGCUGGAGAAUCAGCGCAGCGAUGUAACCAAGUUGGCCGAGCACUUUGGCCUGCUGGAUGAUUUCAUCUCGAAGUGGGAAACUUCAAUGAGGUUGCGCAACUAUGUGCCGGACAUGCGCAGACCAUUGGUGUUUGCAGGGACAACCUUAUUGCAAAUUGUGUCUUUGGUGGUAUCCCUUUUCAUGGCUGUGCAGUAUUUCCUUCGCUAUGCUGACAGGAUCCGUUCGCACCUGCCUGGCUUUUUGUUGGAUGCCUUGCUGUUGGACAGGGAGGAGUCCGGUGAGACUAUCCUGCAGGCCACAUGUCUCGCACUGCCCUAUCUGGUCUUGGUGGUAGUUUUUAUACAGCAGUUGCGGCGCUGGAAGAUUGGCAAGAAGAGGCCCCAACCUACUCAGGUGCUCUAUGAAAAAUAUUUCGGACUGCGCGGGACCUACUAUCCGGUCAAAGUGGCUGUAUUGCAAGGUUUCACCGUUCUGGUGCAAGCCUUUGGGAAAAUCUCUUUGCUGAGUGGCCUCGUCACCUUUGCCCAACACAAAGCAGAUGCGAGCGCGAUCCGCUUGCUCACGGCGGGUUUUUGGAUGUUCUUCGUCCUGCUCUGUUGGAACAGCGUUUAUCCCCUGGUGCUUUUGGUUUUUCCGACUCCCUGGACUCGGAUCGGAGCUGCGCUCACCGAUGCAGUCCUUGAUCUUGGAUACAUUUUGACAUAUUUGGGCAUGGUCUUGGUAGCCAUGCUCCGAUUGCAAACAGCGUCAGAUGCUUGGGGUAAUUUUGGCGAAGAUCUGACGUUGAGCUUCAGCAAUCGCAUCAGCCCAGUGUUCGCCUUUCCCACUGACUUUUUGGGAUAUGCUGCUGUCUAUACUAACUUGGCCCAUGCUUGCUGCGUUGCACAUGUUUUGCAACGGACCAACUGGAACUUGCCAGUGCAAAGCAGGAGCCAACGGCAACAACACAAGUGCCUUCCAAGACUCUUUGGAGCUUUUCUCUCCAUGGGGCUUCUAGUCAUGCUGACAGUUCUCGUCAUCAAACAGGAAGGCUUUCCAAUGACCCACGGAAAGAACAUGAAGUGCUUUCCGUGCCAGUGCUCUAAAAGUGCUGGCUCAGAUGGCCUACAAGUUUACAGCUGUUCACUUGCUGCCGUCCUCCGCCAACAACAGGUGAACCUGGCGGGAAAGAACAUCACAUCCAUCGAUCCAAAAGCUUUGAGCUCAUUGGGCUGCCGCCUGCAGCGCCUCUCCUUGUCGAACAACACUUUGAUCCACUUGCCUCCGAACCUCUUCGCAGGUCUCGGAUGCUUAGAGCAACUCGACUUGACGCGGACGAAGCUGCAAGAGCUGCACGACGAUGCCUUCAGAGGCUUGGAGAAGCUAAAACUGUUGACCAUGAGUGACAACGAGCUGUCGCACCUCUCGGCCAUGGUCCUGAGACAAAUGCCCCUCUUGGAACAGCUCCUCUUGGGCGGCAAAAGCGACGAGAAGACUCACCGCCGCAUCGUUGAGGGCAACCGCAUCACGGAGCUCGGAGCCAUCUUCGGUCACAAUGCGGCCCUGCAGGUCAUAGACUUCAGCGAAAACCAAUUGAUGCAGAUUGACGCAGCAGCCUUUUCUGGACUGCGCGCGCUCAAGACAUUGAAAUUGCGUUCUAACAAGAUGAUCACCAUUCCUGCAGUCCAGGGCCUGGCCAAGCUGCAGACACUCGAAUUGUAUGGCAACAAGAUCAGCAGGCUUUCC